GUUUCGGCGUUUCACCGGGUGACCCAGGCGCCCCGAAUCCGUCCGAAAUACCAGCGGUAGGAAAAAGGAGGCGCGCGCCUGGAUAUUGUUGUCAAACAGCUGACAGAUGUGGUGAAAUGGAAACGGCUCUCAACAUCUGCCCGCGAGUCUGUCGGAGCUGAAGGCUCGUGCUGUCUUCUUCUGCUGCGCAACGAGGAGGAUGGUCUUUGCCCUACAUGUGAUUGUCAUGUCGUCGGCGUUUUUCAACCCCAGUUUUGCUUUCAGCUCUCACUUUGACACAGAUGGGGCCCCGCUGAGCGAGCUGUCCUGGCCCUCGUCCCUGGCCGUCGUCGCCGUCUCCUUCUCCGGCCUUUUCACCUUCGUCUUCCUCAUGCUGGCCUGCCUCUGCUGCAAGAAGGGAGACAUCGGCUUCAAGGAGUUCGAAAACACCGAGGGAGAGGAGUACCAGGCGGAUCUCUCCGCCCUGGCCUCGCCGUCCUCCCAGAAUGGCCCCGAGGUUUAUAUCCUUCCCCUCACCGAGGUCUCCCUGCCCGUCUCCAAACAGCCCGGCAGAUCCAUUCAGCUGCUGAAAUCUUCGGACCUUGGCCGCCAUAGCCUGCUGUAUCUAAAGGAGAUUGGACAUGGCUGGUUUGGCAAGGUUCUGCUGGGCGAGGUCAACGCGGGCCUCAGCACCACCCAGGUGGUGGUGAAAGAGCUGAAGGCAAGCGCCAGUGUCCAGGAUCAGAUGCAGUUCCUCGAGGAGGUCCAGCCAUACCGGACUCUCCAGCACCCUGCCCUCCUGCAGUGCUUGGCACAGUGUUCAGAAGUCACUCCGUAUCUGCUGGUCAUGGAGUUUUGCCCUUUGGGUGAUUUGAAAAGUUACUUUCGUACUUGUCGGCUGGCUGACUCUGAGACUCCCGACCCUCUGAUCCUGCAGAGGAUGGCGUGCGACAUCGCCUCAGGCCUCCUGCACCUCCACAAGUACAAUUUCAUCCACAAUGACCUGGCCUUGAGAAACUGUAUGCUAACCUCAGACAUGACGGUUAAGAUCGGAGACUAUGGGCUUUCUCACAGCCGCUACAAGGAUGAUUAUUAUAUUACACAAGACCAGAUAUGGGUGCCGCUGCGCUGGAUCGCACCUGAACUGAUAGACGAGGUCCACGGAAACCUGCUGGUGGUCGACCAAACCAAAAGCAGCAACAUAUGGUCGUUAGGAGUGACUAUGUGGGAGCUGUUUGAGCUGGGAAACCAGCCGUACAGACACUACUCGGACAGACAGGUGUUGACGUAUGCUGUGAAGGAACAGCAGCUCAAGCUCCCCAAACCGCAGCUCCAGUUCCCGCUGGCUGACCGCUGGUAUGAAGUGAUGCAGUUCUGCUGGUUGCAGCCAGAGCUGAGACCCAGCAGCGAGGAAGUCCACCUUCUGGUCACGUACUUAUGCGCUAAAGGCUCCAGCGAAGCUGAGGAAGACUUCGAGCAGCGCUGGAACACCUUGAGACCCAAUUUGCUGGGCAGCACUUCCCACACAGCCACAUCCACGGCCAUCGUCCUCACCCCCACAUCUGCCUCUGCUGAUGUCCCCGUUUCAGACCAAUCCCAGGCAGCGGAGCUGGCCUCCUCUGCCUCCUCCUCCUUCCCUCUCCUGGAGCACUUCUCUGACAGCUUCCACUCCGACACCGGAGACGACCUGCUGACGGUCACAGAGACCAGCCACGGUCUCAACUUUGAGUACAAGUGGGAGCAGGCUCGAGCCGAACAGCCUUACUGCGCCUCCUCCACCAGCGGGCCGCUUGGUCAGGGAAACCCAUAUUACCAGGAUUAUUACUACUCGAGCAAAGGAAGCAGCUCAGGAGGCUGCAAGACUGACAGCCUGACCUCCAGCAUGUCCCCGUCCUAUUACGAACCCGAACACCCGGGCGUGGUCCCGGUGUUGAGUGCACACAGCCCAUCGGUCAGCAGUGAGUACUACAUUCGCAUAGAGGAACCAGUAGAGUGUAACAUUAACUUGGAUGACAGUAUUGUGGACUACAGUCCCGGACUGGAAGCCAGCAACAGCAGGUUGUCCUCUGAGAGUCGAACUGGCGUGUCGCAACCCAGUGCUUAUUGGUCGACUGCUAACCAUACCAAAUCCCCUGCCUAUGACUCUGACUCAAGUCCCACUAUCCAGCUAACCAUGGAGACACUGAAAAGAGAUGCAGCCAGCACCAGUCCUGUAAAGCUAAUCCACACCCCCAGUUGCCCCUCAUCCAAUCACAAAGACUCGAUCUACUGUGGGCAGUCGAUCGCACUCAAGACAUGCCACCAAGCCCAUCUGUCUGAACUCGAAACGUCGCCAGAAACCGUAUCAAACCUCCAUCCUGAGGCGUGGCUGGAAAAUCCUCGCAGUUUGUCACAAGCAGUCAGCAGCCCCAGCUUAGGGUUCUGCGACCCAUACCUUGAAGCAAGCACAGGUCGCAGCACGGUUAAUGAAAGCUGUCACACUGUUGUAGGUCCCUUCAAAAAGACUCUUCCUGUUCUUAAUCAGAUUGCCAUCGAUGUAGGCACAGACGAAGGCCUGCUGCUGGGUCAGAGGCAAACUGGAGAUGGCGAGACGGAGGAGUUCUCUGAGGGCGAGGCCACCAACUGGAUCUCAAACCGCUCGGCAAACAACAAUAGCCUGAGUUUUGACGGCAGGCAUACAGGCAGUGGACAGGACGGCUAUCUAGACAUUCAGUAUGCUGCUCAGUCCAACACGACUGAAGCGUGGUCUCUCACCAAGGCCACCACCAAAACCUUCCACAGUUUCAGGCCUGGUAGCAACUCCAAGGAAGGGGAAGACUCGGGUUGUAAUGCCAUGUGCAAUCCCACCUCUGAAUUAGGCUCAUACAUUCACCUGUGCCACAAAGAAAGCGGAGAAGCUGCUACUCAAGUUUCAGAGGACAUGGCUGUUGGUGAUGAGCAAAGCACAGAUCCUGUCACUGGUGGCUCAGCAAGAAAUACCAAAGGUAAAGAGAGUGAAAAACUUGUAAUGCAACCAUUCCUGAAUGCAGAGAGACUGUAUUCUGAGGUGACACCUGAAUCAGGCUAUGUAAAAGGUCUCAAAGAGCCCCCGACUGACCAAGUAGGAGCCUUGUCAGAUAAACUGAGAGGUAACAACUGGGACAGAGUUUCAGCAGGUUUCCCUUUUGAUUUGAGCACCAAUAAGCUAAAAUAUGCAGAACCCUCGCAGAGCAGCAAAGCGAUGGAGACUGGGGUAGGGGUUCGAAGCUCCAGCACUUGCCUGGUUGAGCUUGGCGACUACAGUGAGGAUGAUGAAGACGACAUGACAGAUAUCACAUCAGGCAUCUUCGCCGACUUCAACCUCGACUACGCCGAGGUAGAGGAGGAAGAACUCAGCCCCCAGAAGAAUCCAGUGGAAAAUAACGACCCCAUAGAUGGCAUUAACCUAUCGUCAUCAAUGUCAAGUUCCUGUGACCAGGCCUUCAGUCCUGAUCCCUUCAACACGCCAAUCCUCCCCAAAUCUCUGGAUAGCGGUUAUGACACAGAGAACAAUGAAUCACCAGAAUUCCUCUUCAAAGAGCUUGGGGAUCCCCUUGGUGGAGAGAGAAGCCCGAGGCUUGGAGGAGACUCUGAACUUGUGCUUCAAGUGGGUUUAGGGCAAGCUGUGUGCACUUCCACGAGCAGCUCGGAGUACCAGCUGAAGGGUCUGACUGACAAAAAUCCAUACAGAGACUCGGCCUAUUUUUCUGACUAUGAUGCUGAAAAUGACAGAAGUCCUCAAGAGGAAAACAGUAAGUUCUUUGUGGGUCCAGCCAGCCGUUACUACCCUACUGAGAAGCCGAGGUCCAUCGGAGAGUAUGAUUCUGCAAAAAGGCAUUCAAACAACGAGGAACCUUUCACAAAUCGGAGACACAAUGAAAGCUGUGUUUUGGUCAACAUCUCCGAGGCCGCUGGCAGUUCACCCAGCUCUUUUGUGAUGCCUGGGCUGUCCAUGCUGUCACCGUUUCCUCCACAGAUGGGUGGGUGUCUGACCAAAGAGUCUGCCCCGGCAGACGAUGACCUCGGGUUGGAGACGGAGCACUCGGGCGACGAGCCGCCCUCAGAGCUCAGCUCCUCCAUCGGGUCUGAUCCGUCCUCCACCGUGCAGGAGGCCUCAGCCAACCAUGAGGAGGGGAGCAGGAAAGAAGACGACUGCUCCUCUGUUCAGUCUUUGCAUUCUGAAUCCACAAUAAGUGAUUACAGAGAUGAGCCACCCAGAGAAAAUGAAAACUGUGACGGAUCCACAGAGGAGGAGGAGCUGCCCGAAUUCAGUAUCGUUAAAGAAGAGUCAGAGGAGAGAACAGAGAGCGCACGGAUAAACGAAGAAGAUUUUGAGGAUAUAGAUGCGGAGGAAUGUGACUCACAAGACAGUUUAUGUGAGGAAUCCAACGGUCCCCUCGAUCUGUCCACUUCCUCGUCUUUGUUGGAGCUUUGUGGAGAAGACGUCAGAGCUCCGCUGGAGGAGGCCGAGGAUGAAGACGACUCCGAUGACAGCGAGUCUGAUGAAGAGCUGAGGACCUACAACAUCCAAGACGAAGACAGCGAGGAGAGCGAGGAGGACUUCACCACAGUGCCAGUCGUGGUGAGUGACUGCAGCCGGGCCAGACACCUCCGUAGCCUUCUGAAGAUGCCGACCCUGCUCACCCAGUCCUUUUGUGACGAGUUGGAGAGGAAGAAGAAAGCCGUGUCCUUUUUCGACGAUGUUACAGUGUUCCUGUUUGAUCAGGAGAGUCCCACAGGGGAGCUGGCAGAUUAUGCCUUCUCCACAGAAGCAGAACCCAACGAACAAGAAUCUUUAGAAGACAAAGCAUCUGAUCACCAGCAGCAACGCGACCCUGAACUCCAAGCUCAGCCCUGUGAAACGAGCUCUGCUUCUGAGGAAACAGAGAGAAACGACCUGGAGGAAGGUGGGACUUAUGAAUGGGAAGAUGACCUUACUUUUGAGAAUAAGACAUGCUCACCAGACAUCAUCCCCGAGCCGGCAUCUCCACCCGCUGAGCCCAACAGCCCCGAGUCUCCCAAACCCACUACUGUAGCACUUAAUCGGUUUAUGGUCUCAAGAUUCUCGAUCACACACGUUUCCGACUCCCACGUGGGCUCAGCAACAGGGAACAGGGAAGAUAACCCAGGAGAAUGAGCGUCCUCCGGCUGUGACCAGGAGACGUGGAUCCCUGGUCCUUUACAACACAGAAAAGCAGCAUUAUUAUAUCUAGAUGUUUUACAGAGUUUUAUUUUUUAUCAACGUUAUGGGCAUCUGAUCCUGGUGACCCUUUAUGAGACAGUGCCUCAUAUUGUAGUGAAAUACCCUGAAUGAUUUGCACACUUGUCUUGUUUUUUCUUUUCUUUUUUCCCCCCCCCCACACAGAAGGAGCAAUAGUUGCAGGGAUGGCACCUUGAUUGUUACAACCUACGAAAGUGGAGACUAUAUCAGAUCAUACUGUUUGCAGAAGUAGGGAGCUUAUUUUUCAACGUGCAGUAUACAUACACCAAAAACAUAUUUGCUCAAUGCAGUCUCGAUUUCUUUGGUGACCUUGCAGGAUUCCUUUUUUUUAUUUUAAAUAUAAUAAAAUUUUAAAAAAAAACACAAAAAAAAACCAAGCAAAAAUGUGAAACGACAGGCUUCAUGGCUGCUCCUCUCAUUGGCUGCCUUCAUCCAUCUGCUUUUUAUUGAACUGGCAUUUUCUGGUAACUUGCGACUGUUACAGCUCUGAUUGCUGGGGACAGAAAACAUAGCGUAAGUUGUCUGUUAGGUAUGAAACUGCAGUGGAUUUCCAAAAUGACUAAUAAAAAAAAAACAAAGAUUCUUUAGCAGUCGUCACAGGUGGUGAAGGUGAAAGUGUCUAAAUUUAAUUUGGCCAUUUGUCCAAGUUGGGUUUAUUGUGGGACUCUGGAAUUCAAUGUGCUGUUAGUGGAAGCAUAUUAUGGGAAAUCAGGGUUUUUCCACUACCUAAUAACCACCACGACUUACUCUGGUUAGCUUGCAGUACAUGUCUAUGGUUACCAAAUCCGAAGCACUUUGUUAAAGCCUCUGUUGCUCCUCAUCUCUUCCUCCUGGAAUGAAAAAGCUCAACAUGUGAGACCCUCUGUGUGCAGAGAGAGAUCUGCUCUUUUCUGUGGCACGUUUUCUUUAAUCUCCGUUCCAUCAGCAAGAGUGAAAGUUUCAACACACGCCAGUGGUUGUCAGUGUCAACAUGCCAAUCAUCAAUGUUGAAUGUCAGUCCUCAUCUUUAUGCAUCUUUUUCUACAUGUAUGUAUUUUGUCCAUCGUCAGAUUAGCAAUGUAUCUAAGACAUUCGUGCUGAAUGACCGGGUUCAAGAUGUAUGAAAACCACCUUCAGAGUAGGACAUAUUUGACAUAAUGUAUGAAUCUUAUAUCAACACGUAGCUGGUAGCUUGACUUGAAUUUGGAUUACUACUGCUGUAUCGACGGCUCCCUCCCCCUCUCGAUCCUUCUGUAGCUCCAAGUGCCAAUUCCGUUUCCUCUCACCUUGCCUUUUAAGUUCUGCAAGACGAGAAGACACUGCUAGUAUUUUUCUACAAGCAUUUAAAAAAAAAAAAAA
Messenger RNA from Salarias fasciatus (jewelled blenny), 6556 nucleotides. It is a transcript of the gene lmtka, whose product is annotated as apoptosis-associated tyrosine kinase a. The transcript is spliced from 15 exons. The record is from RefSeq and is a predicted model, not a curated record. Gene Ontology annotation, biological process: brain development; peptidyl-tyrosine autophosphorylation. Gene Ontology annotation, molecular function: protein tyrosine kinase activity; ATP binding. NCBI's taxonomy places the organism in Eukaryota, Metazoa, Chordata, Actinopteri, Blenniiformes, Blenniidae. The coding region runs from base 200 to 5134 and encodes 1644 amino acids.